AUGGUCUUCUGCUGUUUCGGAGGAGGGCCGUCGUCGCCACGCGGCCUUGAAAGCAAAGGCUCGAAAUCAAAGGACGGUCCGCUGGAGCCCGUGGUGAUGCGCGCCGUGGGCGCGGACGGCGCGCUGCCGCGGUACUCGGAGGAGGAGCUGCGGCGGGCGACGAGCGACUGGCGCACCAAGCUGGGGGAAGGCGGCUUCGGCGCCGUCUACAAGGGCAUGCUGCUGCUGCCGGGGGGGGGAGGGGGCGGGGAGGAGGGGGAGGUGGAGGAGGGACUCGAGGCGACAUUGGAGGGGUUGGAAGUGGCGGAAGUGGAUGGGAAGCGGUUUGUUCCGGUAGCGGUGAAGAUGUGUCAUAUUGAGGAGGAGGAAGACACUGGGGGAAGGGAGCAGCUGAUGACGGAGAUCAUGGUGAUGACGGCUCUACGCCAUCCCAACGUGCUGCGGCUGCUGGGAAUGUCCGUGAUGGGCCGAUCCUUCUCCAUGGUCUCUGAAUUCGUCCCCGGUGGGGACGUUUCGCAGCGGUUAGAAAAAGCAAGGGAUGGGGAAAAGCCCUUCCCUUGGAAGGAGCGGCUGCGUGUAGCAGAGGGGAGUCUUGAGGGGCUUGCUGCGAUUCAAAGGGCAGGCUUCAUUCAUCGCGACUUUAAGAGUGCUAACGUGCUUCUCACCAAGACGCUCAUGCCCAAGGUAGCGGAUUUCGGAUUGGCCAAGUCGUCCGGGGACAAGACACAUGUCACGACGCGAGUGGCUGGGUCAUUCGGCUAUAUGGACCCUGCUUACUUUGAGCGAGGAUACCUAUCCGCGCACUGUGACACGUACGCGUUCGGCAUUUUCCUUCUCGAGCUCCUAACGGGAUACCCGGUGUUGGACGAUGGGUUUCAAGAGCCCAGGGAGAGGCUGAGCGACCCCGACUUUGCAGAUUACAGCGAGGUGGUGGAUAAGAGCUUGGAGGGGCAGUGGACGGAGGAGCAGGCAAGGUUCCUGGUGGGGGUGGUGCGCGGGGCCAUUCUGACCGAGUGGGAAGACCGACUCACCCUGGCGCAAAUACUUGAUGCGUGGAGGAACAAUCUGGGCACGGAAGGGUAA
Closterium sp. Yama58-4 is the source of this 1083-nucleotide messenger RNA. Lineage: Eukaryota; Viridiplantae; Streptophyta; Zygnematophyceae; Desmidiales; Closteriaceae. The record is from the annotation of a GenBank genome assembly.